This is a messenger RNA of Cucurbita maxima (winter squash), 2903 nucleotides long. RefSeq names its product serine/threonine-protein kinase PBS1-like. Gene Ontology annotation, biological process: protein phosphorylation. The record is from RefSeq and is a predicted model, not a curated record. Bases 978 to 2378 code for a protein of 466 amino acids. Gene Ontology annotation, molecular function: protein kinase activity; ATP binding. Lineage: Eukaryota; Viridiplantae; Streptophyta; Magnoliopsida; Cucurbitales; Cucurbitaceae. The transcript is spliced from 5 exons.
AAUGCCAGAUGUAUGUUGGGGAAAGCUAUAAUUUAACCUAAAAGUUGAGAGAAGGGGGUUAAGAAAACAGGGAGGAAAAAAAAAAAAAAAAAAACCGAUAGCAACAUACAAAACCGUCUGAUUUGAAUCCGAUGGCAACGAUGAUGGCCAUCGUUUCCAUUGGUGGAAUUGAAGUCAGCGUCACGAGUACGCGAACAGAGAAGAAAUUGGAGAUAAUGAAGGCAAUGGAGGGACAAAAAAUGAAGCUUUCCAUCAGUUGAAUGUGGAAUGAAUCCGCCAGUUCCCCUCUUUUAUUCACUGCUUCCAUUCAACCCAACCCUCUUUCCAAACAAUUCAGAGAAAGGAUGAUGAUGCAUAAUUGGAUCAUUAUUCAAUUAUUCGUAGAGGGAGAGAUACAGCGGAUCUGAAAUUGAGAUGUGAUUUUCUUUUCCUUCAUUUUCCUUUUCCACCCCUUUUCCCUUUUCCACUUCUUUAUUAUUCUGUUUUGUUAAUUGAAUAAUUGGGGUUGCCGUAAUCCAAGGGGGCGUGUGUGGAAGCCGAGUAGUCUUCAAUGCAAAGCCGGCUCUUCUUCUAACUCUGCUCUCCAUUUUCACUGUGCACACCCAGUUAAUCUAUCUCACACGAAACCUUAGCUUCCCACCCCCCCCAACGACCCUCUCCCUCGUCUCUUCAGCAUCAUUUAUUGGUAUUUCUACACUCUUUACAUUCUUCUACUUUCUCUUUCUCUCUGUCUUCUUCUUCUUCUUCGUUUUUCACCUUCCCGAUCGGGAGGAGGGAGCUUCUUGGGGACUAAUUUUUUUUUAGGAACGGACUCAUUUGGACUGACCCUUGAUGUGAUUUCUUUGUUUUUCGUGGUAAUUGGAUUGGAUUGCGAGUCCUCGAUCGAAUCUGGCGGCGUUUGAGAUCAAUUCUUCCCUUUGUUAUUGUGUUUUUGAGGAGUACAAGGAUUUCGAGGAUUGGGGUUUUGAUUUGAGGAUAUGGGUUGUUUUCCUUGUUUCGAUUCGAGGGAGGAGGAGAAGCUAAAUCCUGAAAGGGAAAGCGAUGAUGGUCAGCAAGACCAUCCAAUGGUUCCACCGAACAUUGCAAAAUUACCUUCUGGCACAGACAAACUUGGGUCCAAAAGUAAUGGAGGUUCCAAAAGGGAACAGCAGAUUCCCAAGGAUGCUCCUCUUGUCAAUAUUUCUGCUCAAACAUUCACUUUCCGGGAACUUGCUAUUGCGACAAAGAACUUUAGACCCGAAUGUUUUAUUGGGGAAGGAGGAUUUGGACGUGUAUACAAAGGGCGGCUCGAAAGCACAGGCCAGAUUGUUGCUGUUAAACAGUUGGAUAGGAAUGGUCUUCAAGGCAACAGAGAAUUUCUAGUGGAGGUUCUCAUGCUUAGUCUUCUACAUCAUCCAAAUUUGGUGAAUCUGAUUGGUUACUGUGCUGAUGGGGAUCAACGGCUUCUUGUGUAUGAGUUCAUGCCUUUGGGAUCAUUGGAAGAUCAUCUUCACGAAAUUCCACCUGAUAAGGAACCCCUUGAUUGGAACACAAGAAUGAAAAUAGCUGCUGGUGCAGCCCGAGGUUUAGAGUACUUGCAUGACAAGGCAAACCCUCCAGUUAUUUAUAGAGACUUCAAAUCCUCCAAUAUAUUACUUGAGGAAGGAUACCAUCCAAAGCUUUCUGAUUUUGGCCUCGCCAAGCUUGGCCCUGUUGGAGAUAAAUCUCAUGUUUCCACCAGGGUCAUGGGGACUUAUGGUUACUGUGCUCCUGAGUACGCCAUGACUGGACAAUUAACCGUCAAGUCUGAUGUUUAUAGUUUUGGUGUUGUCUUCUUAGAGUUGAUUACUGGACGGAGAGCCAUUGAUAGCACCCGACCCCAAGGUGAACAGAACCUUGUCACAUGGGCACGCCCGUUUUUUAACGAUCGCCGAAGAUUCUCAAAACUGGCUGAUCCACAGUUGCAGGGGCGGUAUCCCAUGCGAGGUCUCUACCAGGCUUUAGCUGUGGCAUCCAUGUGUACCCAAGAACAGGCUGCAGCUCGUCCACUCAUUGGAGACGUGGUCACUGCCCUGUCUUAUUUAGCAAAUCAGUCCUAUGAUCCAAGUUCUCCUUCAGGUACUGCUGCCGCUCAGAGAGGUUCUGGUGACCGGGACGAAAGACAGAACAGUGGCGAGAAAGGUGGAGGGGUGGUAAAGAAUGAAGAAGGGGGAGCAUCUGGACGAAGGUGGACACUGGAUGGUCCGGAGAAGGACGACUCCCCUAGGGAGACUGCAAGGAUUUUGAAUAGGGAUUUAGACAGAGAGCGUGCGGUCGCUGAGGCGAAGAUGUGGGGAGAGAAUUGGCGAGAAAAAAGACGACAGAGCACGCAAGGCAGUUUUGAUGGGUCUAAUGGAUAAGUAAUGCAAUUAGAAGAAGAGAUGCAGAAGGAAUGAUCUCCCUCUGUUACCGCGUCUACUUCUCAUUCCUUCCCUACGUUUGAUCGGUGGAGGAAGAAGGAAGAGGUUCCAAUGUUAGGAGGUGUUAUUGAAGCUUCUAAAACGUUGCUCAUAGGGUGGCUGCUACUCAGUGUCAUUGUGAGCAGCAAAGCAAUGGAUGUAGGGGUUGGGUUGAUCCUUGCGGACUUGGUUAAUACUUUUUUUUCUCAACUCUGUUCAGUUAAAAUUUUCCUCCUUUAUGAAUUCCCAUAACCCAUACAUGAGAAGGAGGAGGAAGAAGAAGAAGAAGGAGAAGAAGAAGUAAAGGCAAGCAUGGUGGAGGAGAAUGCAAUGUACAUAGAGAGACGUGAGGCUUGGCAUGUUUGAUUGCCUAUGUCCUGUAUGAUGAACUCUGCAGUACAAAACUGUUUGAAUCGGCCAAUUUUGAUGAACUCUGCGGUAUAAAGCAGAGAGCAGCAGGUUUUGUUUAAUAAAACUCUAUACCAC